This is a messenger RNA of Oppiella nova, 372 nucleotides long. The record is from the annotation of a GenBank genome assembly. NCBI's taxonomy places the organism in Eukaryota, Metazoa, Arthropoda, Arachnida, Sarcoptiformes, Oppiidae.
AUGAAAGCCAAGACGGAGCCCACGCCGAACCCAAAGCCCACGACACCCGCGACGGCCGGCGCCUCCACGACGACCCCCACCGCCAGACGCGGCGGGAGACAGGCGGCGAAGAGGGGUCGCGGCGGCGCCUCCUCUGCCGCCAACACUCCGAAGGCGAACAACAACGCGAAGAGCAAUAGCGACGGCGAGAACAGCGAGAGUCAGACGGAGGGCGAGUCGGCCCGCAAGAGGGGACGGAAGCCGAAGGAACCCAUCAAAGAGGAGGACAGAUAUGUACCCAACACUGACUCCGCUAAGAGAGGUAUUAUGGCAGAGGGGAGCAGCUCUUUGCGACGCCGGGAUCAGAUCAAGUCGAAGGCCCGAUACUCUCCG